Carlito syrichta (Philippine tarsier) is the source of this 1337-nucleotide messenger RNA. RefSeq names its product calpain 1 (gene CAPN1). The record is from RefSeq and is a predicted model, not a curated record. Gene Ontology annotation, cellular component: cytoplasm. Gene Ontology annotation, molecular function: calcium-dependent cysteine-type endopeptidase activity. The annotation marks the transcript as partial. Lineage: Eukaryota; Metazoa; Chordata; Mammalia; Primates; Tarsiidae. Gene Ontology annotation, biological process: proteolysis. The transcript has 9 exons.
CUGGACCCACCAGGAGGUGGCCGAGAGCCCUGAUUCCGGGAGGGAAGUGGUGAGGCAGGGCAACCCAGGUUUGGGGAACAAGGGAGGGCAGAUGCAGGAGAGCAGCGCUGACAGGCGGAGGUUUUAGUGCCGGGAAGGUCUGGGCUCCCAGCAGGCCCGUGUGUCCCGCAGGAUGGCGGAGGAGAUAAUCACGCCGGUGUACUGCACCGGCGUGUCAGCACAAGUGCAGAAGCAACGGGCCAAGGAGCUGGGCCUGGGCCGCCACGAGAACGCCAUCAAGUACCUGGGUCAGGAUUACGACCAGCUGCGGGCCCGAUGCCUGCAGAGCGGGUCCCUCUUCCGCGAUGAGGCCUUCCCGCCGGUGGCCCAGAGCCUGGGCUUCAAGGACCUAGGCCCCAACUCCUCCAAGACCUAUGGCAUCAAGUGGAAGCGCCCCACGGAGCUGCUGUCAAACCCCCAAUUCAUCGUGGAUGGAGCUACCCGUACAGACAUCUGCCAGGGAGCACUGGGGGACUGUUGGCUCCUGGCUGCCAUCGCCUCCCUCACCCUCAAUGACACCCUCCUGCAUCGCGUGGUUCCCCACGGCCAGAGCUUCCAGAAUGGCUACGCCGGCAUCUUCCAUUUCCAGCUCUGGCAGUUUGGGGAGUGGGUGGAUGUGGUCGUGGACGACCUGCUGCCCAUCAAGGACGGGAAGCUGGUGUUCGUGCACUCUGCCCAAGGCAAUGAGUUCUGGAGCGCCCUGCUGGAGAAGGCGUAUGCCAAGGUGAAUGGCAGCUAUGAGGCCCUGUCGGGGGGGAGCACCUCGGAGGGCUUCGAGGACUUCACUGGCGGCGUCACCGAGUGGUAUGAGCUGCGCAAAGCACCCAGCGACCUCUACCAGAUCAUCCUCAAGGCCCUGGAGCGCGGCUCCCUGCUGGGCUGCUCCAUCGACAUCUCCAGCGUUCUGGACAUGGAGGCUGUCACCUUCAAGAAGCUGGUGAAGGGCCACGCCUACUCUGUGACCGGGGCCCAGCAGGUGAAUUACCGGGGCCAGAUGGUGAACCUGAUUCGAAUGCGGAACCCCUGGGGCGAGGUGGAGUGGACAGGAGCCUGGAGUGAUGGCUCCUCUGAGUGGAACAACGUGGACCCUUAUGAACGAGAGCAGCUCCGGGUCAAGAUGGAGGAUGGGGAGUUCUGGAUGUCAUUCCGAGACUUCAUGCGUGAGUUCACCCGCCUGGAGAUUUGCAACCUGACGCCCGACGCGCUCAAAAGCCGCUCCAUCCGAAAAUGGAAUACCAUGCUCUACGAGGGCACCUGGCGGCGGGGGAGCACCGCGGGGGGCUGCCGGAACUACCCAG